Ylistrum balloti is the source of this 1725-nucleotide messenger RNA. RefSeq names its product leucine-rich repeat and immunoglobulin-like domain-containing nogo receptor-interacting protein 2. Gene Ontology annotation, molecular function: protein binding. Gene Ontology annotation, cellular component: extracellular matrix. The record is from RefSeq and is a predicted model, not a curated record. The coding region runs from base 89 to 1504 and encodes 471 amino acids. The transcript is spliced from 3 exons. Lineage: Eukaryota; Metazoa; Mollusca; Bivalvia; Pectinida; Pectinidae.
AGAUACAAGGUGCGUGGAGGUGCGUUCGAUCACCACGUUUGUUUAACGAAGAUAUAGUGUGGUUCAAGGGUCCAGGGUUCAAGGGACAAUGAAGGGCGUAACACUUCUCUUUCUGGUGACCUUGACAGCGUUUCUCUCUGACGUAACAGAUGCUGCCACGUGCCCCCUCGCUGCCAGUCUUGGGUGCUUUUGUCAGAACGGCGUUGUUGACUGCACCAAUAAAAACCUUGAUGCAGUCCCACCAUUCAGCAGCGCAGGAUGGGAUCAAUUCACGAUCGUCAGACUCUCUAAAAACAACAUUACAAGCGUCCCUAGCAACGCCUUCCUCCACAUCAAUGUGACCACAAUCGAGCUUGACUACAAUAACAUCAAUCAUAUAGCAACAGAUGCUUUCGCGGGGAUUUCAAAUUAUCUAACCACGUUAGAUUUGGAGGGAAACAAACUCAUCGCAGCGUCUGAGGCUUUCAAACACCUUCCACAUCUGACCAGUCUGAAUAUUUUGCACAACCCUGUCCGAUCAGUCCCUGAUCCAGUCUUGUACGCCCUCGGUUCAACACUUCUGGACUUCAGCUUUGGAGAUGAUGGCUUGGAUAUUUGGCCAACAACACUGAAUCACUUACAAACACUGAAAAGUCUUCGGUUUGAAGGUUUGGGCAUGAAAAAUAUCCCCUUUGCUGCAUUCCAUGGAUUUGAACUGACGUUACGUAAACUCACCUUACGUAGGACCGGGAUAUCGGCUGUGCCCAGGGCAAUAAAAGAACUGCUUUACCUGGAGGAAUUAUAUUUUGAAGAUAACAUUAAUGUUCAUGACUCGGGGAUAAUUGAGAGCGCCUUCCAAACGGCUCGUCCUGGUGGAGGAUCGCCAAUUCAAACCCUUAGUCUAAAGAAUAACAGCCUGAGUACCUUUCCAACAGCACUCAAGGAAUUACCCGAAUUAACAACCUUCAUCAUGGAUGAUAACCGCCUGUGGUAUAUCAACGACGCCAUGGUGUCGUAUGUGCGGGGUUACAUGUUUAAUGUCAGUCUGCGGGGUUGCAGCCUUGAUCGCGUCCCACAAGCCAUUCUUCGUAUCAAGCAUCUCCAGAACCUUGACCUUUCCAAGAACAAUAUAAAUAGCAUAUAUAGUAACGAUUUCACCUUCAAUGAUGGAAGUUUACACCACGAGCACUUGAAGUUUUUGAACCUCGCCAGUAAUCCGUUAGCGUACAUAGCUAGUACCUCCUUCGAACGUCUCGCCGCGCUCACAGAAGUUAACAUCACAUCGACCGCGCUAAAGGCGAUUCCAUGUGCCUUGGGUAAUGUUCCCAGCCUCUCCAAGGUUUAUGUUCACAAUACACCUGUUGAGUGCACCUGUGACUUAAAGUGGAUACAGGCGACCGAAGCCAGCCACGUUACCUUCGAGGGUGAGUGCGAAACCAUCACACAGAACAUACAAGACUACAUCACCAAACGGAUUCCAUUAUGUCCCAACGAUAUCAGUAGCCGGACCCGCUGUCGUCCCUAGAAAACGAUAUCGCUCGCCGGACACAUAUAUCGCUGUCUAAGUCCUCCACGUGACACUCGUAUUAAAUAAACUGGUUAAAAAUCGCCAUUUUCAGAAAAUGAAAUCUGUUUUUCACUUAGCAUAAUGCAUUAUUAUGUACAUACGUAGUGGAUUUCUUACCUUUAUACUGGCAAUACCGACAUUUCUUGUCUCUUGGUAUAAUAUUAAAAACAUUCACUCAU